Molecule: messenger RNA, 3169 nt
Organism: Uloborus diversus
Lineage: Eukaryota; Metazoa; Arthropoda; Arachnida; Araneae; Uloboridae
Product: zinc finger protein OZF-like
Exons: 1
Coding region: 56-1105 (349 amino acids)
Source: RefSeq, a predicted model, not a curated record
UUCGAGUUAGUACCUCCUUCUAACAACUUUGAGGGUCAUAUUAGGCCUUAGCAAAAUGUUCUAUUCUUGUGAAUUAUGUCCCGAGACAUUUUCAGACGAAUCUGAGUUGAAGAACCAUCUCAGUUCCCAUACUGGUAAAAAUUCCUUUACGUGUGAAUGUUGUACAAAAGAGUUUUCUACAGUUUCAAACUUAAACCGACACAUGAAAGUGCACUCUGGCGAAAAACCUUACAGCUGUGAAUGCUGUUCAAAGGCAUUUUCUGUAGCUGCGAACUUACGGCGACACAUGAAAGUACACUCUGGCGACAAACCUUUUUCCUGCGAUAGCUGUAGGAAGGCAUUUUCUAAAGUUAAAUACUUACGGCGACACAUGAGGGGUCACGCUGGCGAAAAACCUUAUCCCUGCCAACAUUGUUCGGAGACAUUUUCUCUACCUUCACAGUUAAGAGAUCACGUAAAAAGUCACACUGGCGAAAAACCUUAUUCUUGCGCAUGCUGUUCAAAGGCAUUUUCUAAGGCUUCACGCUUGAUAGAACACAUGAGAAUUCAUACCGGCGAGAAGCCUUAUUCUUGCACAUGUUGUUCGAAGACAUUUUCUAGUGCUGCAAACUUAGGGCGACACAUCAAAAUUCACUCUGGCGAAAAGCCUUAUUCUUGCGAAUGUUGCUCAAAAGCAUUUUCGCAAAGUUCAUACUUAAAACAACACAUGAAAAGUCACACAGGCGAAAAACCUUAUUCUUGCGAAUUUUGUUCGAAGACAUUUUCUGGAGCUUCACACUUAAAAUAUCACAUAAGAAGUCACACUGGCGAAAAACCUCAUGCCUGCUCAUAUUGUUCGAAGCCAUUUUCUCAAGCUUCAAGCUUAAAAGAACAUAUGAGAACUCACACUGGCGAGAAACCUUAUUCUUGUGAUUGCUGUUCAAAGGCAUUUUCUCGAGCUUCACAUUUGAAACAACACAUGAGAACUCACACUGGCGAAAAACCUUAUUCUUGCGAGCAUUGUUCAAAGGCAUUUUCUCACUCUUCACACUUUAAACAGCAUAUGAGAAGUCACACUAGGCAAAAAACGGUAGGCUUGGAAAUUCUGCUUAAAAGCAUUUCCUGAUUUUACUCAAUUAAAAAACAUUUUAAAGUGCAUACUGGCGAAAAGCCUUAUUCUUGCCAAUGGUGUCGAAAAGCAUUUUGUAAGGCUUUACGCUUAAAAGAAUGCGAAAGUUGUUCAAAGGCCGUUUCGAAAGUUUCACACUUAAAACAAUACAUGAGAAUUAACACUGGCAAAAAACCUUAGUCUUGCGAAUGUUGUUCGAAGACAUUUUCUGGAGCUUCACACUUAAAAUAUCACAUAAGAAGUCACACUGGCGAGAAACUUUAUGCUGCUCAUAUUGUUGGAUGCCAUUUUCUCGAGCUUCACACUUAAAAAGUCACUUAAUAAGUCUCACUGGCGAAAAAACAAUUCUUGCGAACAUUGUUCAAAGGCAUUUUCUCAUUCUUCACACUUAAAACAACACAUGAGAAGCCACACUAGGCGAAAAACGGUACGCUUGGGAGUUCUGUUUAAAAACAUUUCCUGAUUUUUCCUAAUGAAAAAGCAUUUAAGAGUGCCUAGUGGCGAAAAACAAAAUUCGUGAAAAUGUUGUUUGAAUGCAGUUUCUUAAAUUCACAUUUAAAGCAGCACAUGAUGGGGGGGGGGGGGGGUCCACACUAUCUUAAACCUGUACUCCUGUAAAUUAUAUUUUUAGACAUCGAUUUAAAGGAUCAUGCUGGGGAAAAAGGAUUUCUUGUGAAUGUCAUUCAAAGACAUUUUCUACAGCUACAAACUUACGACGACAGUUGAAAGUUCAUUCUGGCGAAAGACUUUAUUCUUGUGAAUGCUCUUCGAAGGCAUUUCUUAAAGUUUCACACUUACGAAAACAGGAGAACUCACUUUGGCGAAAAACUGUAUUCUUGAAAAUUCUGUUUAAAGACAUUUUCUGUUCUUUCCUAAUUAGUACGCCAUUUCGUUUUUAUACUGCCCUAAAACCGCAUUCAUGUGAAUAUUGCCCAAUAAGCAUUUUCUCGAACCUCACAGUUAAAGAAACACAUGAUAACCGAUACUGCAGAAAAGCCAUACUUGAAUGAUUUUUGUUCUGGCAUUUCUAUAAACCAAGGUCCCAUUAGAUGGUGCUGAUGCUUUUCAGGCAUUGACUUUUCUGUGUUAAACCCAUACAACUUUGAUUUGCCCUUGAAAUUCUUGAAAAAUUCGAAACUUCAUAUGUCUCCUAUUUUGACCGCAAGAGACGCUGUACUUAAUCUUGUGCAUCCACUCAAUCACUGUCAACGUUACUAAGCUUGUUCAUUUUUUGAUUGGACGUCGCUCAUUUUGACCGCAAGAGGCGCUGAACCCAAUCCUGUGCAUCCACCAAUCAAUGGAAACGUAGUAGAAAAUGGAUUGCCUGUAGCGCCCUCUUUGUUUCCAUGGGUUUCAGCGAUUGUCAUGGCCUAUAAGAAUUAAGUGCAGCCAUGCUUGAACUUAACAUUCCCAGCAUCACGUGAUUGUACAAAUCGGCAAAAAGCCAAGGAGAACUUACACUGGCAAAACAACUUGCUCUUGGUAAUGUUUGUCAAAAGGAUUUUUCAAGGUCACAGAUGAAGCAACUCACGGAGAAAUAUCCAACAGUAGAGAAAUAUUCGAUGCUUGUAAACUUUGUUCAAAGUCAUCUUCUGAUUCUCUCUAGAUAAAGGGACAUUUGGAAGUCCAUAGCGGUGAAAAAGUAUAUUUUUGUGAAAAUUGUUUAAAUUAUGUAACAAAUUAUUUUUCCAAAACAUUGUUUUCAAAGUUGUGCAUGAAAGUUCGCAACGGCGAAAGACGUUAUUCGUGUAAUUAUUGCUUUCAUGCAUUUUCUAUGUCAGCAUGAUUUCUGAAAGAAGUGGUUUUUUUAAGCAGUGUUUUAUUUUCAGUUUCAUCUAUCUCCAAAAUCACUUCAUAUGGGAUUUUUCUGACUUUGUUUCUCCGGACACUCACGGCUUUUGACAACACAACUCUCUGGAGUUCUUUUCAGUUGCACAUACCCCAAUGCCGAAUCUCCAUAUCCCUCUCUGCACUAGCAAAUUGCAUAAAAUUCAAGCAUUUCAUUAAAAUUUGAAAAUAAUCUAUUGCUCUGUAUUUUAAAAAUAAAACUAUAUGUAUUAU